This is a messenger RNA of Alternaria postmessia, 1659 nucleotides long. RefSeq lists its product as uncharacterized. The coding region runs from base 1 to 1659 and encodes 552 amino acids. NCBI's taxonomy places the organism in Eukaryota, Fungi, Ascomycota, Dothideomycetes, Pleosporales, Pleosporaceae. The record is from RefSeq and is a predicted model, not a curated record. The transcript has a single exon.
AUGAGUCGCCUAUCACCUGUUUCGGUUUUAGCCGCGCUCGUUUCAAUUUCAUCGAUUGUUCCUUCCCACGCCCAACUUUAUGAUCAAAUCAUUCAGACAACAUAUGGACCAGUUCAAGGCUACCAGUACUUCAAUCAGUCGCAACUCGAAACGUACUUCAAUCGCUCCACGAGCUAUGUAGCUGCUUUCCUUGGUAUUCCAUACGCUGCGGACACUGCUUACGAGAACCGCUGGAAAGCACCUCAGCCACGCGAACCCUGGAACGAAACAUUGAAUGCAUCUACGUUUGGACCAGCCUGCCCUGUAACUCAUGCAAACUCAUACAGUGAAGAUUGCCUCAGCCUGAACAUCUGGACAAACGCUGCCACUGCCAACGCUUCCCAUCCCGUUCUCCUCUGGAACCAAGGAAGCGAUGAGUCAAGCGACAAUACCUGGUGGUAUGGCGGAGGCAUGGCGCUAAAGGAUAUCAUCGUGGUUACAUUCAACCGCAGAGACGACGCCUUCGGGUAUCUUGCCCACCCAGAGUUGAAUGCCGAAGGUUUUGAAGCUACCGGGUACAACACUUCAGGUACAUAUGGUAUUCUCGACGAGCUUGAGGUGCUCAAGUGGAUUCAAAAGAACAUUGCGCAGUUUGGAGGCGAUCCUACCAAGGUCACUGUUGCCGGCCAAUCCUUCGGCUCCGGUCAGGUUUACCAUGCUGUCAACAGUCCCCUCUUCUCGGGCUAUUUCCGAGCCGCAAUCUCACAGAGUGGUAUCAGAUACCCAUACGAUACCCUUCUAGCCGGUUUAGCAACCUCAUAUGUCAACAUGUCAACCGCCGUCGAAAAUGGCCUAAAUUACACAGCGGCCCACAACGUAUCCUCCAUCGCUGAGCUCCGCAAACUAUCGACUGCUAAACUCUUAGUCGGCUCUGGGGACCGUGUCGGAAACGAAUCCAUCUGGUGGGUAACAGCCUUAUCCGCCGGCUAUCCACUCAAAUUCAAGCCCGCUUUUGACGGCUAUGCAAUCCCAAUGCGCUACACUGACCAGCUUCACGCCGGACCUGGCAAUGACGUGCCCCUCAUGACAGGGAACACACGCGACGAAAGCGGUGCAGAACUGACGACAAGCUAUACCGUUGCCGAGUAUAACGAGUACAUCCCUCUCAAAUACGGUAACCUCACUUCGCGAUAUUUGGAACUCUACCCUGCCGGCAAUUCCACAGACACCGCCUCAACUGCAUGGCGCAAAGCCGCCACAGAUAAUUCCCUCGUCUCCUCUUGGGCUUUCGGAACCAAAUGGGUAAAGACAGCCAAAUCCCCCUUCUACACAUACUACUGGGACCACUCUCCCCCCGGUCAAGAUCAAGGCGCAUUUCAUCAAUCUGAAAUCAUGUAUGUUAUGAAUGCGCUGUAUGCCAACACCGACAAAUACACUUUUACAGAUUACGAUUACUAUCUCGGAGAAGUCAUGUCGAGUUACUGGACUAAUUUCAUCAAACAUCUUGAUCCUAAUGGUGUUGCUACCUCGACUGGAUCUAAUCUGACACACUGGGUGCCUAACGAUGGAGAGAGCCAGACGGUUAUGCGUGUUGGUGAUGGGUUUGGCGCGACGAAGAUUGCAGAAAAGGAAAAGGUCACUCUGAUCAUGGAGUACUUUGCGCAGCAAAGUCCUUACUAG